Molecule: messenger RNA, 3233 nt
Organism: Lineus longissimus
Lineage: Eukaryota; Metazoa; Nemertea; Pilidiophora; Heteronemertea; Lineidae
Product: glutamate receptor ionotropic, kainate 2-like
Exons: 13
Coding region: 310-2763 (817 amino acids)
Biological process (GO): synaptic transmission, glutamatergic; modulation of chemical synaptic transmission; monoatomic ion transport
Cellular component (GO): plasma membrane; postsynaptic density membrane
Molecular function (GO): glutamate receptor activity; transmitter-gated monoatomic ion channel activity involved in regulation of postsynaptic membrane potential
Source: RefSeq, a predicted model, not a curated record
ACUUUAUACCCAGGUUGUUAAUUACGAGCCAGUAUAAAACGAAGAGUCAGUAACUAAUUUUAAAUUUUUUAAUAAAUACAUGUAUUGAUAAAUGACUCUGUUGCACCUUACUCUAAUUUGCUGCUGUUCAACAAACCAGCAAACACUUCCGUAGGACUUGGACGAUGGUGCUGGGAGCGAGGGUCAUCACUUCCCAAUAUAGAAAGUUCAUCACACACAUCGCGUAGUUGUGUAGUAGUGUUAUUAAGCCAAUCUGUAUAAAGGCCUUCGACGUCUAACAUCCAGAGGACACAUUUACAGCAAUAAAAAAUGGUAUCUUUCGCCCGAACUACAAGCUUCGUUCUAUUCUAUCAUUAUUUUCUUAUGUUUUUCGUUGGUGCGGUGGAGAAACUAAAAGUCGGCAUCAUAGACUACCCUGAUGGCAGAUGGCGGCAACUCGCACGGGAGGUAGCGCUAAUCAAAGAUUUACCAUUUGAUGUGAAGGAUAUGGCGCUUACACCGCCAGUAUCAAUUAAGCAUGCGCUUGAAGUUGAAAGAUUCGUCAAAAGUGAGAACAUCUCGGUCUUGAUUGGUCGUAAUCUGCACCUCAUCACGGUGAUGUCGACAGAGUUAUCUGUCCCGUACCUGAUCACGGAAGAGAACCAUCUCCUCGGCGACAUCAGCCUGGUUGAGCAGCCGGAGAUGGUCCUUACUAUGUUCCCCGGACCCGAUACCAUCAAGCAGCUCAUCGCGGAUCUUAUUGUCUAUUUUAGAAUGGAAGACAUUUGCCUGAUCUAUGAUACGGAGACCGGUCACAGUCUGAUCGGACACAUCUUGUCCAAGAAUGCUAUCUUUAUACGGUCACUACAACUGAAUGUUCUAAAAACUGAUGCUGACCUCAUGGCGGCGAUGAUAGGGUUCAGAAGCACAGGGAAAACUAACAUCAUGGUCUUGGUUCAUCCGUCCAAUAUACCAAGGAUGAUGAAUAUGGCCAUGCAACUAAGCCUCCUUGUACCGGUGUAUCAUUGGAUCAUAGUCACUUUGGAUGCUCGAGUGAUCGACUUCAAGCCUUGGACAGACAGCGGAAUGAACGUCACAAUGUUUCAACUGUCACACGAGGAGACGAACGGCAGAACCAUGCCUCUGCAGGACUCCCUUCUGGUAGAUGCUCUCUCUGUUGUUGACCACACAGUGCAGAACAUCAGGCGCCGAGAAAACCGGACUGUUGCUGGCCUGAAAGACGCCAUUGAGAAGGCCAAUGUCAUUGGCUGGACGGGACCAAUCGAAUUUGACGAAAAGGGGUUUCGAAAGAACCUUAUCCUUGAUAUAAUGGGUUUGAAUGAAAAAGGCAGAUACAAGAAAGGCAACUGGAUUGAGAGUGGCGCAAACGUGACGGAUCGAGUUAAAAUACACGAGCCUCCUUUCAAUGACCUACUGUACGAUGAUGAAGCUUGGCCACUUGGAAGAGAAACUGUCAGGGUCGUCAGCAUUGCGGAAGAUCCGUUCUUGAGGUUGAAGAAGGAUUAUAAAGAGAGACUGGGGAAUGACCGCUUCGAAGGUUACUGUGCCGACUUAUUGGUAGAAUUACAGAAACUUGUCAACUUUGAGUACGAAAUUUACUUCACCCCUGAUGACAAAUUCGGCACAGAAGAUGAAGAUGGAAACUGGGACGGGAUGAUAAGAGAGUUAAUGAUUGGGAACGCAUCAAUGUCAGUGUCCCCUCUGAUAAUUUCCACGGAGCGGGAAGCCGUUGUGGAUUUCACCAAACCUUUCAAGCAAUGUGAUAUGAAUGUCCUGAUAGCGCGACCGGAUAAGAAAUAUAACUUGCUCCAGUUCCUCACGCCCCUUCACUGGACAGUAUGGAUUCUGAUGGCUGUGGCCGUGAUCGUCUUAAGCAUUGUACUCACAAUGAUCGACAAAUUUAAUCCAAAUGAUGAGUUCGACGCGGAGCAGCCACGGUUUAGCUACAGUGAGAGCCUCUGGUUCUUCUCCGCGUCAUUAGUUCAGGCAGGGACGGAGAGUACACCCCAGGUCCUCUCGGCAAGAAUACUUAGCAGCUUCUGGUGGUUCUUUAGCCUCAUCAUCAUUUCUUCAUACACGGCCAACAUGGCUGCCUUUCUGACCAUGUCACAGAUCAGCACACCAAUCAAUGGAGUUUUGAGUCUCGGGGAUCAGAACGAGGUCAGGUAUGGAACAGCCACGGGGUCAAGGACGGCCGACUUCUUCCAUAGGUCAAGCAGGGAAACGUUCAGGAAUAUGUGGCUUGCCAUGAGCGCAGGAAACAUGGUGGAAAACACGGCUGUGGCAGUACAAAAAGUCGUCAAAGGGGACUACGCUUUCAUUUGGGACGCGCCGGUCAAUGACUUCAUCGCCACGCAAAACUGCCGCACCAUGGCUGUCGGUGGGCCGUUCCAACAGCAAGGGUACGGGAUCGGCCUGCCUAUGGGAGCGACGUACCGGGACGUUCUUACCAUCGCAAUACUUAAACUAAACGAGAAUGGGAUACUACAAAAGUUGGAUGAGAAAUACUGGGGGGCCAGUAAGUGUGCUUUAUUAGAAGAUGCUGCAACUAAUACUGAUACGGCAGAACUUGAGAUCCAGAACGUCGGGGGCAUCUUCAUCAUUCUCUCUUGCGGGAUUCUAAUAUCGCUGGUGGUGUGUGGACUAACGUAUUGCUGGCGGAAAAGGAAAGAGAAAUUGACCAAUAUCCAUCCAAAAGGUAUCACGAUUGAGGACAAAUGGAACGAGCUACAAGAAAGGAGACUGGGAGGAAAGUCGCUUUAAGAACGAUGAUGCAAGCUAUCAAGUUGUCAAUUUCCUGAUUAUGCAGUUUCAGCUCAUACAUGUGAACCCCUUUCGAUUCGAAAAAUGAGUAGUGCUGAACACCUGCCGACGAGUUCUUCUUCAUUUUUGAGAGAAUGGGUGAUAUGAAUAAACACUAGUAAAUGCUUUUACUUCUAUUUUGUACAGAAAUGCCUAGUGUAAAUGUACGUGAAGUUUUAAGUAAAAGCAUUUCCUAGUCUUUAUUCAUAUCACCCAAUGUCACAUGUAACAUGAAAAAAAUAUCAGGAAAAUCAGUGUGACUGCCGAUAAACGAGACAGCUACUUAAUUUUGGGUCGACGAAGAUUGGAGGUUGGUGAUGACGGGACAGAGGACUGCUGAUCGCCGUACUAGUUUUCUAUAAUUUGACCUGCAUGUAGGCUAUAUAUACCUCGCGUGGUAAAAUAUAAAAAAUGUAAAUAAAACUCAAAUA